Phoenix dactylifera (date palm) is the source of this 1077-nucleotide messenger RNA. NCBI's taxonomy places the organism in Eukaryota, Viridiplantae, Streptophyta, Magnoliopsida, Arecales, Arecaceae. The record is from RefSeq and is a predicted model, not a curated record.
CAAUCCCCUCCCCCUCCCAACUCCCCCCUCCCCUUCUCUCCUUGCUCGAACCAAAAGCUAUCUCUUCUCUCCCUAAUUCCAUCGAAAUCCCUUCCGUCGCCUCGAAAUGUGGUGAUACGAACCCUUCUUCGAAGCCAUACUCCUCGAAGUUUUUCUCAGAUCGGAAAUAGAGAGAGAGAGAGAGAGAGAGAGAGAGACGAUGUCGGAGAACUGCGCCGCCGCCGCCGCCGCCAUCGAUCCCUGGUCCUGGAUCUCCGACGCGUUCGCAAAAGAAAACGAAGCGCUGACGAGAGCCCUCCAGAUCUCGCUUUCCGGCGUCGACUCCACCGUCUCCACCCCCUCCCCCGUGUCCGCCGAUGCCCUCUGCUCAUCCCCCUCCUCCCUCCUUAUAAAUCUUAUCAAUCCUGAGCCCCCCGUCUCUCCCUCCAAUCCCCACUCGGGCUCGAAGCGACCGGCGGUGGAGGUGGCGGCGCCGCCGGCGACGGGGAGGAUCUCGAAGAAGAAGUCGCGGGCGUCAAAGCGGUGCCCGACUACGUACAUCAACGCGGACCCGGCCAACUUCCGCCAGAUGGUCCAGCAGGUCACCGGGGUCCGGUUCGGCGAUGCCAAGCUCCCGGUCGAACCGGUGUUGAAGCCCGAGCCGCAGCGGGCCGCCGUGAGCCGGCCCGCGAUCCUGCCUCAGAGUUGCCUCCCGACGCUGGACACCUCUGCUUUUUUGUUGGACCGGGCCGCGGUUGACGUGCCGGUGCCGGCUUCGCUGGGUUCGACUGGACCGGUGGUUGACGGGCAGGUCGGGUUUGAGUUCGAACCCUUUCCGAGCUUCCCGACCCUGGAGUCUUGGGGCGUCAUGUAGGCGACAUCAGUAGAGAGAGAGAGAGAGAGAGAGAGAGAGAGAGAGAGAGAGGAGCCAAUAAAUCGUUCCCCUCAUGGGAUGGUUUAGUUUUGGUUUUUUAGAGACGUCGACCAGGGUUUUUUCUUCGUUUCUUUUUCCUUUGCUGUACAUGCAGUGGAGCGGGGGUCAGACUUCUGCUUUUUGUUGUCUUUUUUACUAUGAAUAGUAUGGUAGCCUUCUAACUA